This is a messenger RNA of Mangifera indica (mango), 1588 nucleotides long. RefSeq lists its product as uncharacterized. Lineage: Eukaryota; Viridiplantae; Streptophyta; Magnoliopsida; Sapindales; Anacardiaceae. The transcript has 4 exons. Gene Ontology annotation, cellular component: membrane; clathrin vesicle coat. Bases 136 to 1110 code for a protein of 324 amino acids. Gene Ontology annotation, biological process: endocytosis. The record is from RefSeq and is a predicted model, not a curated record.
AGCAGUGUAGCUUCCUUUUGAGUGAUAUGAUGUGAGAACUUCUCUUCGCUUCUCUGGUUUCUUGUUCCUUUUCGUUCCUCCUGAGUAAAUUUUUCAAGUCAGUGAACGUUUCUUAAAUUUUCUUGCGAAACUACGAUGUCGUUUGACGAUGAAGAGUCAUCCGAGCACACGCUCCUCGUAGUCCGCGAAGUCUCCGUGUACAAAAUCCCCCCGCGUAGUACCUCUGGCGGCUACAAAUGCAGCGAGUGGUUACAGUCCGACAAGAUCUGGUCGGGUCGGCUCCGAGUCGUCUCCUGCAAGGACCGCUGCGAGAUCCUCUUAGAGGAUCCCAACUCCGGCGAGCUUUUUGCUGCUUGUUACGUCCAUCCGGGCCAGCGCGAGACGUCCGUAGAGACUGUCCUCGACUCCUCCCGGUAUUUCGUGCUUAUGAUCGAGGAUGGAACGGGGAAACACGCGUUCAUUGGGUUGGGUUUUAACGAGAGGAACGAAGCGUUUGAUUUUAACGUGGCGUUAUCGGAUCACGAGAAAUACGUGAGACGAGAAAUCGAGAAAGAGAAUGGUGAGACGAGUGAGAGCGAUGGUCAUAUUGAUAUUCAUCCCGCUGUUAAUCAUAGAUUGAAGGAAGGUGAGACUAUCCGGAUCAAUGUGAAGCCCAAACCAACUAGCGGAACUGGUAUGCUUUCAGCCGCUGGGUUAAAAGGAGGGCCUUCUGCUCCAGGAAAGCCAAAGCCUAAAAUUGUAGGGCUUGCCCCGCCACCUGAGACUGGGAAAAUUAGGUCUCCUCUUCCUCCACCUCCUAAUGAUCCUGCUGCUGCUCAGAUGAACUCUGCUAGUCCAAAAGUUGGCAUCUGGGCACCAAAAGAAACCACAGGACAUUCUACUAUGGAUGCUUUUUCAGAUCUUUCUCAAAUUGAGGUAUGCAAUUUGUUGGUAGUAUUAUACCCUGGGCUUAUCAAGGAAGGUGACAGAAUUUUGAGACAUUCUGAGCAAUCUCCCCUCAUCUAUGACAUCAGGAUCAAGCAAGACUACUACCGCAUCAGGGUGGGCAGCUUUCUGAUUCUAUGCCCCUGCUGCAAAGCCGCCCAACUUGCUUGUUUUGCUGCUAGAUGAGUCAUCUGAGGGCUUAAUCAACUGACGGUUAACAGUUGAACCAAAUUUCUGGCGAACAGAUGAUGGUGCACCAGCAAUUCCAGAUUUCCCCGUCCAUGUCGGGACAGAUAUGUUGUCACAACUUCGAAGCAUUCUGGACUGGCGCAAAGCUUCUGCUGCUCUUUGUGCAACUUGAGAAGCUUGCUCCUGCAGCCUCAUCUUCUCUUCAUCAUGGGCAUUCAUGAUUAUGUCAUGGUUCACAGCACUCUGGAGAUUCAAAAGGGAAAGAGAAACAAAAUCACAUGAUGGCAAGGAAAACCAAGUGAAAGAAAAGAAAACAAUAUAUGCAAUAGGUACAGUAAUGGAGAUCACUGAGGGUGCGAUGGUGUUUUACCAUCAUUUUUUUUAAGUUCUUUGUGCUGAAUGCCUUUUACAAUGUGGAAAAAGUUGUUAAAUAUCUUUUGUACGAACAGUUGAGAGGGAAGACUCUUCUAACACA